ACCUUACGGAUGAGCGGGAGUGGAAACAACAUCGAAAUUCACCAACUUUGUCAAUCUCGUCACAAUUGGACAGCCUGCCGUAUUUUGGGCAUAUCUCCAUCGUUUCUUCACGAAAUCGCAAACCGUUUGAUUCUGUGGAUUCCUAAUAUAUGGCAUCGAAUAACACGUACAGUCAUUCCAUCAACCUGCGCUAUAUCCUCGAGAGCCAAAAACUCUCCGGGGAAAACUUUCUUGACUGGGAGAAGAACCUCCGAAUCGAUCUUAACUGUGAGAGGAAACUCUACAUCCUCAAAACGGAUCCUCCCAAGACCCCUGCGGCAAAUGCUCGUGCGUCGAAACUCACUUCCUUCAAGAAAGAAAAUGCAUGUUUCCUCCCAAUUGUUUUUGAGGGAGUCACGGCCAAGAGAGAAGAGAGGAAGGAGAAGCCAUUUUGAGUUUCCAAAAUUAUUAUUUUGGGUGUAUAAAAUUGAUAUAAUAUUUUCUUUAAAAUAUUAUUGAUAUAUUUUCUACUAUUUAAUAUACAAGAUUAAUAUUAUCCAUUUUAAAUCUUUAUAUUAAAUAUACUAUUAUAAUCUUUACUAGCAUAAAGAUUAUAGUAGACUCCGGAGAUUGUUCGUGUGUCAAAGUUGGAGGCCGGACGCUUGAACGGCUACGUUUGCUCCUUCAACAUCUUUUGCUCGACUUCUCGUUCAUACCGCUUUACCAGAGAAGG
This is a messenger RNA of Cuscuta campestris, 712 nucleotides long. Lineage: Eukaryota; Viridiplantae; Streptophyta; Magnoliopsida; Solanales; Convolvulaceae. The record is from the annotation of a GenBank genome assembly.